Postia placenta MAD-698-R-SB12 is the source of this 624-nucleotide messenger RNA. RefSeq lists its product as hypothetical. Lineage: Eukaryota; Fungi; Basidiomycota; Agaricomycetes; Polyporales; Adustoporiaceae. The transcript has 3 exons. Bases 1 to 624 code for a protein of 207 amino acids. The record is from RefSeq and is a predicted model, not a curated record.
AUGGACCCCCCACCAUCCUUUUCGGAUACCAACCCUCGUCCGCCCCCUGGUCCUCCAGUGCUGGGGCGAAGCUGGACUGGAACAAUAGCGGAUUGGGUAGACAAUCAUUUUCCGGGCCGCAAUCGCUCACCCACCCCAUACUACCACCUCCCCUCGCCUCCUCUUACUGAAUGGCCGGUAGAAACUCCGUGGUCGGCGGCACCCCACACCCUCCAGACAGAGUUCCCUUCUAGUCCGUUGCCUGCGCGACCUGUAACGCCUGAUUCCUCUCCUCAAAUACCUAAGAAGGAACGAGCACGACAGCCAAAGCCCCGCGGGAUCGCGUCACCCUCAUCCAGGAAGGCUCCCAGGACUCCCAGAUCGGGCGGAAAACCAUCUUCUGCACGGAAAGGUAGCCAGCCACAAAAUCCAACAUUAGCCGGUCCGUCGGCGCCGAGGCGGAGGGCCGUGACGAUGCCCUCUUCAGCAGAGACCCGCCAACUGAUGUCUCGACCUCUCAUUCCGCAGUUGAGGCCUGGACAACAGUGCAAGUCUGCGCGCCUCAAAGAGAAAGCGGCGCGUCUUCCGUCAGCCACUCAAGAAGCCGUAUCUCCGACAAAAAAGAGCAAGGGUAGGAAACACUAG